Ustilaginoidea virens is the source of this 1914-nucleotide messenger RNA. RefSeq lists its product as uncharacterized. Bases 1 to 1914 code for a protein of 637 amino acids. Gene Ontology annotation, biological process: kinetochore assembly; spindle attachment to meiosis I kinetochore; attachment of mitotic spindle microtubules to kinetochore. NCBI's taxonomy places the organism in Eukaryota, Fungi, Ascomycota, Sordariomycetes, Hypocreales, Clavicipitaceae. The record is from RefSeq and is a predicted model, not a curated record. The transcript is spliced from 4 exons. Gene Ontology annotation, molecular function: centromeric DNA binding. Gene Ontology annotation, cellular component: kinetochore.
AUGGCGCGCAGCGCCAAGCGGCCACGGACACGGCCGCAGGCCCUUCACCAACUCGGUGUUCGCGGCCGGAAGACGGGUGUCGUGCUGCGAGACCGCGGCGAACGCGACGAGCAUGGCAUGCAGCCGCUCGACGCCAUCUUCUCCCCGCACGAGGGCCAGCGGGCCCCCGGCGACGAGAGCUCGGACGCUGGAAGCGGCGACAUGGAAAUUGCAUCGAGCGAGGGACCGGGGCCUCAGACCAUACUCAGGAACCGGCACAGCAUCACGCAUCCCCUGCCGAAAAGUCGCUCUCCCGCCAAGACGAAGCUCAAGUCGCCUGCCGAGAAGACUCCCCGUCUGGACCGCUCCUCCUCGCCCUCUCGCAGCCAGCUCACGGACGAUCGCGACCUGACCGUCACCAGGAAGCUCGACUUUUCCACAAAGGGCGACAGGCCGAGGCGAUCGAGCGCCAAGAGGAUCAGCAACGUCUCGACGUCUUCGAGGCGGUCGUCGCGGCUUCUGGAGCAGCAGCAGCAGGAGGAGGAGGAGGAGCUGGAGGAGGAGGAGCUGGAGGAGGAGGAGGAGGACGGUGAGCCAGUUUCGGAUAUUCACCCGUCGCCUUUGUUUCAGAAAGAUCCUACCGUGUCCGAUCUAGUCACCCAAUCCAUGCAAAUGGUCGAUGCUAUAGACGAAAACAUGACUGCCGCGGGGCUUGGUCAAGGCGCGCAAGGUGACGUGCCGCCAACAGGCGGAGACGAUUACCCAGAGGACGAGCCGCCUGGUGUGCCGUCGCCAGCGGAGCCGCCGUCGCUGCCGAAAUCAUCGCCUGCGCUCCCGCCACCGCCAAAGCCGUCGCGCAUUCCACCGCCCACCCAGUCCAUAUACAGUCCCAAGAAACGACCCCCGCUGGAAAUGGGGGACGAGCCGACGGGAUCCGAGGACGAGCAAAGUCGCUCGGAAGCCAAAAGACGGCGCACAAAGACUCGUUCCCCCCUCCCUCCCAGGGCACCGAAAGCACCGCUUAUUCCAAAGUCAAAGCCGGCUGUUUCCAAUACCGCAGCUCAGCAACUCAAAAGAGGUAGGGGCAGACCACCGAAAGCGGGGCGACGGGCGACAAAACCAUCAGCAGGAGUCGAGGCCGGCGCCGGUGACGACGGCGACGAUGACGGGGAAGGUGAUGAGACGUUCAUGGAGAUUCAACGAGGCCCACCGAUGCCCCGGUCAAGAGGGCUUGUCUCCCUGCGAAACGACGGCGGCGCUCUAGCCACCCAGGCUCGGUUGGGACGGCGCCCAGCGCGGCCUCGGGACUACUGGACGGGCGACAUCCGCGAGUACGACGACGAGCACGACAAGGAGGAGCUCCCCGUCAAGGAAGUCAUACGACUGCCUGCAGACGCGCCUCCGUCGAGCCGCGCGCCCCACAGCAAAACGCGCGCCAAGGUCAAGGCCACGAUCCGCGAAGCCGUCCAAGAAGACGAGGAGCUGGAAGACUGGGAGGUGGACGAGGGAACCGUCACGGGGGAGAUUGUCCUGUGGGAAGCGGCGCACGAGCUCGACCCCCCGGGCGACGACGACGAGGUGCAAGUCACGGAGGAGCGGCUGGCCAUUGCCGCCGACGCAAUCGAAACGCACGACAAUCCCAACACGACGUUUCGCUUCGCCAAGCUGCUCACCCUGCCGUUUAUCGGCGCCGGCGUGGUGGACCUGCCCCCGGAGGCGGAGAAACGGCCCAAGAACUCGCGCAAGAUGCACCUGGUGUUUUUCGUGCACUACGGCAAGGUGCUCGUGACCAUCAACGAGGUGCAGUUUCGGAUAUCCGCCGGCGGGACGUGGUUUGUGCCGAGGGGGAACUAUUACAGCAUCACCAACGAUUACCAGGUCCCGGCGAGGAUAUUUUUCGCGCAGGGCUGCGAGGUCGCUCCGGCGCAGGGGUAG